AUCCGAGCGUCCGGUUGUGUUUUGCUUCUUCAACGCGCUUCUCAUGCAAACGAGUGUCCCAAACGUUCGUUUCAACGUCUGAACGUCUUCGAAUGAACUAACCCGGCCUACGAGGGCACCCCCCACCGUCUCAAAAUGCCCCGCGAACGCAAGGGAGCCAACAAAUUCAAGGACGCUGACCUCGACAACCCGGCCGUCGGCCCGGGUGGUGACAUGAAGCUCCAACCGGGCAGUCCGUCGACCAAGAAACGACGUACUCCCGCACAGGCGAGCCCCUCGAUCCCAGACCUGGUCCCACCACCGCCGAUGACGGGGUACGGCGAGACGAUCGUGGCGUCGAACCCCUUCGACGACACCGUCCCUUCGCAGCAGACCCACCUCCAUCACCGCCCCCCGCAGCACGCGAUGCUACACCAGUCGCCCAGCGUGAACCAGCCGCCCCAGAUGUCGGCCGCUAACGUGAUGCCUCCGUCCGCCAUGCACCCGAAGCCCAUGCCGAUGAUGUCGGGUAAGAUCUACCCUCACGACCAGCCGAUGGUGUUCAAUCCGCAGAAUCCCAACGCUCCGCCAAUCUACCCGUGCGGCGUGUGUCAUAAGGAGGUACACGACAAUGACCAGGCGAUACUCUGCGAGAGCGGCUGCAACUUCUGGUUUCACCGUAUCUGCACGGGACUCACGGACGCCGCGUUCCACCUGCUCACGCAGGAAGUCUACGCCGAGUGGGUCUGCGACCGCUGCCUUUCGUCGAAGAGCAUACCGCUCGUGAAGUUCAAGCCCUGAGUAGCUUUCCUCCCUGUCUUCGAAUCGGGACCCUCGAUUUUCACCUCGCAUUGUCAACUGCGUCACAUUGUCAACUGCGCCACACCGCCAAUGGCUGCGAUACAGGCCGUGGCGCAGCGGCAGAUGUGGGUACGGCAAAUGCCUCUUUUUCUGUACCUUGCUCUGCAGCCGGCCAGAUGAUGGAAACUAGUGUAUCCAUUGCUCGGGAUGCCAUAGCGACAGCGACGCAUGCGUCUGCUCACUUUCUUUGCUGGUGGUUCUACGUCUGGCGACGCCUGGCAGCAUGACACGCUGGCUCCUGCAGCACACCUCGCUGCCGACGCGUGACUGCUCGGAUGCAUGCUACGUGGUUUAGGAUGCCCAACAGGCUGGUCAGACAUGCGUUCCAGCCGCUGUACCGUUGCCCCUUUUAGAUGAAUAGGACCCUGCUCUAACCAUGACUAGGCAGUGAGUGGCUUGUGCAACCUUGAGCUAACAAAUGUUUCUUAAAUACCAAAACCCCCUAGGUAGUGUUGUUUUAAAACCGUAGCGCUCAAAUCGGCCAAAGCAAUAUGGCAGCUAGGUGCAGUCGACUCGUCAGCAAAUAAACAUGCUAGAAAGCUUUUUUUUAAUCUGUAUAUUGGCUUUUUGAUAGAAAAAUUCUUAGCAAAACCAGCUUGCUUAUUACCUUCCUUUGGGUAGUAAUUCAUUGGCUAUGGAGAGGUCCCAUGUGUACAUGUUUUGCAUACAUUUUUACACAUCGUUUAGGGCUAGGAUAUCAUUUAAGAAAAUGUGCCCCAAAAAAGUGCAGCACAAUGCAAUGAAACCAAUUUAGAACGAACCCACGUACAGUGAAUUAUUGUCAAUAUCGAACUCACGGAAACUUUAUACCAAAAUGCAUGUAUAAAGCACUUUUAUAACGAACAACAUAUUGGCUAUAUCGAGCCUUUCCCCCCCGAAAGGCUUCCAAAAACGCGCUGACCAUCGUC
This is a messenger RNA of Ixodes scapularis (black-legged tick), 1748 nucleotides long. Its product is annotated as protein pygopus. The transcript has 2 exons. NCBI's taxonomy places the organism in Eukaryota, Metazoa, Arthropoda, Arachnida, Ixodida, Ixodidae. The record is from RefSeq and is a predicted model, not a curated record. The coding region runs from base 136 to 780 and encodes 214 amino acids.